Soboliphyme baturini is the source of this 2025-nucleotide messenger RNA. The record is from the annotation of a GenBank genome assembly. Lineage: Eukaryota; Metazoa; Nematoda; Enoplea; Dioctophymatida; Soboliphymatidae.
GCUUUGCCAAAGUUACGCGGGGAGGUAAAUAAAUUGUUCGAACACCUGGAACGAUUCAAACUGAUGGAGAAUUCGAAGGUGCAACUGAAGGACGCAACCUGCGAACUUGCUUGGGCAAACGUAAGGGAUCUCGAAAAAACGCUGGCUAGACUUGGAAAAGAACUUGAGGAAGAACAACAGAAAGUGCGCUCGGUUUUGGACAAAAUAGACAAGACGAAGGACGAAGAAAGGGAGGCAGUUGAUGCUAUGAAGCCAUUGGAGGUGAAGCAGUCGCAACUGAAGAGACGCCAUCAGGCGAUGGAAACCAAAAUAUCGGCCAUCUCUGUUACCCUUGAUCAAAUGCACAAAAGUUUUGUUGCGAAAAAGUCAGUGAUAAAGACAGAGAAAACGGAGUUGCAGAUGAUCACGUCAGAAAAGACGAGCGUCGAAGAACACUUGAGAAAAUUGCUCAGUGCGGCUUCGGAAGAAGAGUUGAUGGCCAUGAAGGCUAAAAUCGCUGAAGUGGAGAUUGAAUUCAAAAACGCCAGCAGUCGAUUGGCCGUUUCGGAAAAGAAUGUGGAGAAGGCGCAAAACGUCGUUAGCAAAGUUGAAGAACAGUCAAAUUCAAUGCGGAUGCGAUUGGUGCAGAUCGAAAACCUAUUGCGUCAGUAUGGUAUGCAGAUACGAGUGCUGCGUGAGUCCGAAAGGAACCGAAUGGCACGUUUUGGUCCUUAUGUGCCGGAGCUGGUGGAAAAAAUGAAGCACGCCUACAGUGCCGGUCGAUUUAAGAGGAAGCCCCGUGGACCAUUAGGCAUCUAUGUCGAAGUCCAAGAUCCAGAUUGGAUGUUACCUGUCGAAUGCUGCGUUGGGUUCGGCAACGAACAGUUGCGCAGCUAUGUCGCACAGGAGCUCAGGAGAUCAGACGUUGUGACCGUUUUGACGGCUAUGACUACCGACGAUCCGGUAAUCAUCAACGCUCUAGUCGAUUCACGGAACAUCGACCGAGUCGCUCUCUUCAAAGACGACAGCGAAAUGCGACGUGUCAUGCAUAAUCGGCCCCCGAGAAAUAUAAAAGAGGCGUUUUCCAGCUGCGCUUCUCAUUGUUUAACUGAGCCAGUAUUUCGGUACUACCCACAGAAAAAUCAACGUCCCCUGCUUCUUCUACGCUCAUUCAAGAGUCAGAUCGCAAGUGUCGAGGAGGAGGCACGAAAGGCAGCUAAAGAGCGCGAUUCGAUACGGUCGCGUAUGCUCCAGCAUGAUGCCAUGCUCAGGAAAUCACGGGCUGAUCUACUUCUUCUCCAAGACGAGGCGUCGUACAUCUCAAACGAUGUGACUAAACAUAAGGAAAAGCUCGACAAGCUGAAAUUAGACCUGCUUAAUCUACAUCCCCCUGACGAGACGAUCGAACUGCUGCACAAAGAGUUGAAGAAAUGCGAAUCACAAAUCCUAGAAAAACAGGAAAUUAUAAAAUCCGCUGAAGAGCAAGCGACAAUUGAGGAAGACGCCCUGAAGUCCAAAAAGGCAGAAUAUGACGAACUCAGCGGCGAAAGCAGUGCGAUUUCGACCGAGCUUAGGCAUAUUUCCAACCAGUUGGAAUGCCAACGUGACAAAGUGCAAGAAAGUAGGACAGUCAGAGCCACAUAUAAACAAGAGUUGAUAAAUCUGCAGAAUCGCGACUGCGACCUCAAGGCUCAGAUUGCGGAGACGCAGCAACAGCUGAAAUCGGCAACGACAAAGGCGAAGAAUCUAAGUCCUAAUCGCAUUGUUUCUUCUCAGUCAGUGACUGCGAUCGAAAUUAACAUUACUCGCUUGAAGAAGUUCAUCCAGGGGUCAGAGUUGCGAUUGGGUAAUUAUGAAGAAACGCGGAAAAAAUAUGAAGAAAAGAUAUCUGAAUUAGACUCUCUUUCGCAGCAUAUAAACGAUUUGCGCGGCGUUAUUAUGUUUGACCUUAUCCCCCAGUCCGCGAUCGAUUUCUUUGCCAGAAAGUACGAAUUUCUGCUCAUCGUCGAUUCGAUUCUGUUCAUUUGUUUAAUGCAAGUGAACUAG